UUCAAUUUUUUGUUGUUGAUUGACCAUUGGGAAAAUCGUGUUUUUAUCAGUGUGAUUUAUCGUGUCCUCGCGUAUGUACUGUGGAUCUGUGUUAGCUACUUGCAUCUUUAGUUAAAGUAUCGUAAAGUUUUCACAUUAUGUCGUGUCCUACUGUUUAAACAGACAAUCAACACUUGGUGAAUUUGUACAAUUUUUGUGUUUGCGAUUGAGAAAUAAGAAAUGAAAAUGAGGCUGGCGGGUACAAUAUUCACCAACGUCACGAAGAUGCUGGACUUUUAUUCCCAGUUCAACCCCUCUCCGCUGUCAAUAAAGCAGUUUAUCGACUUCGGUCUGAAUGCGUGCGAGAGGAAAUCCUACAUAUUCCUCCGGAAGGAGUUGCCUGUGAGAUUGGCGAAUAUAAUGAAAGAGAUCGCUCUACUACCCGAGAACCUGCUUCAGAUGCCGUCGGUGGGGCUCGUGAACCAGUGGUACGAGCGGUCCUUUGAGGAGAUCAUCGAGUUUGAGAAGAGAGAUCCGGAGCCACCGGUGUUGAGCGAAUUCUGCGAGCGUCUAGUCCACAUCCGCAACCGGCAUGCGGACGUGGUGCAGACGAUGGCGCAGGGUGUGCUGGAACUGAAGGAGUCCCAUGAGGUGGACCCCAACAUCGAGAACUCCAUACAGUACUUCCUCGACAGGUUCUAUAUGAGCCGGAUAUCUAUACGAAUGCUGAUCAACCAGCAUACGCUACUCUUCGGUGAGCAGCUCGGCGGGCGACAGGCUUCCGUCAACGGCAUGGGCAGCGGCGGCAGACAUAUCGGCUCCAUAGACCCGGCGUGCGACGUGCUGGCCGUGGUGCGCGACGCGUACGAGAACGCGCGGUUCCUCUGUGAUAGAUACUACCUGGCCAGCCCCGAGCUGGAGCUGCUGGAACAUGGACUGCCGAGUAAAGGCGCGAUGCCGAUAGUGUACGUGCCGUCCCACCUGUACCACAUGCUGUUCGAGCUGUUCAAGAACGCCAUGCGAGCGGUCAUGGAGGCGCACGGCAGCGCCCCGCCCCCAGUGACGGUGAACAUCGUGCGCGGACGAGAGGAUAUAUCGCUUAAGAUGUCGGACCUCGGCGGCGGCAUCCCGCGCAGCGCGUCGGAGCUGCUGUUCAAGUACAUGUACAGCACCGCGCCGCAGCCCUCGCGCUCCGGCGACCACACCGUGCCGCUCGCUGGUUACGGGUACGGGCUGCCGAUCUCGCGGCUGUACGCGCGGUACUUCCACGGCGAUCUCGUGCUCAUGUCGUGCGAGGGAUACGGCACCGACGCCGUUAUAUACCUUAAGGCGCUGUCAAACGAAGCAAACGAGCUGCUACCCAUCUUCAACCGGACGUCGUCGAAGUUCUACCGCACUGUCCCCUCCCCCGCGGACUGGUCGUGCCCGCGCCCCUCCCCCGCGCCCGCCAACACCACAUCAAGACCCCAAGCGAACCCCAUGUCGCGCAAGAUUUAGUGAAAAAAAAGAAAAAUGCCAAUACUCUAAAAAAACGAGUGGCAAAAACCUGUGUCUACUCGUAAAAAAAGUAAGUGUCAAAAAUCUAGUAUCCAGCUCUCGUU
This is a messenger RNA of Aricia agestis (brown argus), 1580 nucleotides long. RefSeq names its product pyruvate dehydrogenase (acetyl-transferring) kinase, mitochondrial (gene Pdk). The transcript has 9 exons. Gene Ontology annotation, cellular component: mitochondrion. NCBI's taxonomy places the organism in Eukaryota, Metazoa, Arthropoda, Insecta, Lepidoptera, Lycaenidae. Gene Ontology annotation, molecular function: pyruvate dehydrogenase (acetyl-transferring) kinase activity. Gene Ontology annotation, biological process: protein phosphorylation; regulation of glucose metabolic process. The coding region runs from base 220 to 1476 and encodes 418 amino acids. The record is from RefSeq and is a predicted model, not a curated record.